Molecule: messenger RNA, 612 nt
Organism: Lentinula edodes (shiitake mushroom)
Lineage: Eukaryota; Fungi; Basidiomycota; Agaricomycetes; Agaricales; Omphalotaceae
Exons: 4
Coding region: 1-612 (203 amino acids)
Source: RefSeq, a predicted model, not a curated record
AUGACUCCCAAACUUAUUCUUUUCUUGGUUACACUCUUCACUGUCAUUCAUAAAUCUCUAGGAGCCCCAGUUCAUAAUCUUAUCCCAAGAGUGACAGAUGGCUGCUACAUGGUCUUGUCUCCCAAUCCCACAACAGACCUUUUGGUUGCUUAUCAAGGUGGAACAUAUAAGAUCAAUGUUAAAUUUGGUGAUGGAGCCAAGGCUGACCGUGACAAAGCCUAUGCCGGAACCAACCCAAACUUCAAAUUCACGUACAAUGAGGGAGAUCUGAAUAAAUGCGGGAAGACCACUGAACACUAUACCCUACAAGAAUUAAUGAAGGAUAAGCCAAAUGCAGUUGUAAAGGACCCGUUAAGUGAGUCUCUUUAUGAUUUACUCACUGAUAGUAAGGAUCCUCACUGUGUUAAUAAUCAUAAUGCUUCCAUGAAAUCUCAAGGUGUUGAAUGGUACACAUUCAUCUUUGGAACAGAUUUAGUCAAGGCUAAGAAUGCAUUUGAUGCCUUGAACCAGGAAUUGGUAGACUUUGGAAAGUCAACAUUCACAAAUGAAGCUGAAGUCAAGGAUUGGGCAAAGAAAUUUGUCACCAAUGUUGAGGGUCAUUUAUCCACAUAG